CUGAAUAGACUUUCUUUUAGAGAAUUAAUCCCAUUUCCUUGCGGCAUAAGGCGAUUCCUUUUAUAUAUAUAUAUCCCUUUUUCUUUUCUUUUCUUUUUGGCUGAGGAACGAAGUACGCGCGUGCGCCUAAAAAGCGCAGCCCACGAUGGCGGCGGCAUAUGCCUUGACCGGACAGGCGUCGAUUAAGGGGAAUUCAGAGAUGGUGCGGAUGGUGCUGUUGACGUUUUGCACGAUUGGAAUUACAUUUACUUGGGGGAUUGAGAUGACGUACUGCACGCCAUACCUCCUCAAUCUCGGCCUCACCAAAAGCAACACGUCGCUCGUCUGGGUCGCCGGCCCGCUCUCCGGCCUCAUCGUCCAGCCCAUCGUAGGCGUCGUGGCCGAUGAGAGCACGUCGAACUGGGGCCGGCGCCGGCCGCUGAUGAUGGCGGGCGCGGUCAUUGUGUCGGCCUGUCUGCUGGUGCUGGGCUUCACGAGGGAGAUUGUCGGCGCGAUUGUGGGCGACGACGGGAGCGAUGCGACGAGGCGGCUGACGGUGGUGCUGGCGGUGAUGUCGAUUUACGCGGUGGAUUUUGCGAUCAAUGCGAUCAUGUCGUGUGCGAGGAGUCUCAUUGUCGACACGCUGCCCAUUGAGAAGCAGCAAGCCGGCGCCGCAUGGGGCAGCCGCAUGAAUGCCGUCGGCCACAUGAUCGGCUACGGCGCAGGCUCCAUCGAUCUCGUCCGCCUCUUGGGCCCCAGUCUCGGCGACACCCAGUUCAAGCAGCUGACCGUCAUCGCCGCCAUGGCCAUCCUGGGCACCACGUCGGUGACUUGCUGGGCCGUCACCGAGCGCGUCCUCCGGCCCUCGUCCGCCGGCGGCGCCUUGGCCACCAAGAAGCUGCCCGACGAAGGGCCCCUCAAGGUGCUGCACCAGAUCCGCUCCACGCUGCUGACGCUGCCGCCCCGCGUCCAGGCCAUCUGCUGGGCGCAGUUCUGGUCCUGGAUCGGCUGGUUCCCCUUCCUCUUCUACAGCACCACCUGGGUGGGCGAGACCUACUUCCGCUACGACGUGCCCCCGGGCGCGAGGACGUCUGGCACCGACGUGCUGGGCGACAUUGGCCGCAUCGGCAGCGCCGCCUUGAUGAUCUACUCGACCGUCAGCUUCGUCGGCGCCUUCUUCCUGCCCAUGAUGGUGCGGUCCCCUGCCGACGAGACGUACACGCACCGCCCGCCGCGCGCCAUGGCGGGCUUGCUCGAGGGGCUGGACAGGAUGAAGCCGGAUCUGUUGACGGCGUGGAUUGGCGGGCACUUGAUGUUCGCGGCGGCCAUGUUUAUGGCGCCCUUGGCCAAGAGUUUUGUGUCUGCCACGAUUCUCAUGUGCCUCUGCGGCAUUCCAUGGGCCAUCGCUAUGUGGGCUCCCACAGCCUUCCUCGGCAUCGAGGUCAACAAACUCAGCGGCGCCCAAGACCCAUCAUCAGCCGCCCUCCCCCUCACAUCCAGCCGCCGCAACAGCAACAGCGGCUUGCCAUCUUCUUCUUCUUCUUCUUCUUCGUCAGGAGAGCUGUCGGGCAUCUACUUUGGCAUCCUCAACAUCUACACCACACUCCCGCAGUUCAUCGGCACCUUCAUCUCCACCAUUGUCUUCGCCGUCAUGGAGCCCGGCAAGAGCCCCGAGCUCCACGACGAGACCAAAGAGGCGGCUGCGGCGGAAGGGAAGGAGGUUGGCGGCGGGACGAACGCCAUUGCGGUUUGUCUGUUUAUAGGGGCGAUGAGCAUGUUGGUUGCGGCGCGGAUGACGCAUAAGCUGCGAAGACUGUGAAGAAGAUUGCGAUGGAGCGUUUCCCCCUUCUUGCCGGUGUGUUGUGCGUCUUCUCUUCUUUUCUUGUCUGAUGAAACGGUUUUUAUAUCUACAAAUGUAUAUAUAU
Molecule: messenger RNA, 1904 nt
Organism: Trichoderma asperellum CBS 433.97
Lineage: Eukaryota; Fungi; Ascomycota; Sordariomycetes; Hypocreales; Hypocreaceae
Cellular component (GO): plasma membrane
Molecular function (GO): sucrose:proton symporter activity
Source: RefSeq, a predicted model, not a curated record